GCUGUUGCUGCUGCCAUCGUGGAGUGCCUCGGCAGCGGCUGGAUUAACUUCCACGCGGAAAGGAAGGCCGCCACCAAGGAGGGCUUCGCCCGAGCCGACGGCAUGCUUGCCGGCGUCGUUGGGUGCGUGGACGGGACUCAUGUCGCGAUCCUGGGCCCGCGAGACACGGAGACCGUCACCAAGGCGGCCUACUGGUGCCGAAAGCAUCACUACGCACUCAAUGUUAUGGUGGUGUGUGACUACAAGGCACGGAUCAUGUACAUAGACACAAGUAUGCCUGGUGGGGCCCAUGAUGGCUACGUGUGGAAGCGGUCGUCCCUCCGAAGGGCGAUUGAAAGCGGCCUCCUUCAGCCUGGGGAAUUCCUGCUGGGAGACAGUGGCUAUGGCCUUGCCCCAUGGCUGAUUACGCCAGUUCCCGGCACGCUCCAGUCAAGCUCUCGGGAAGCGAGGUUCAACGUGGCCCACUCCUCCGUGCAAUCUGGGGUGGAGCGCUGCAUCGGCCUGUUGAAGAACAGGUUCCGUUGCCUCCACAAGCACCGGACCCUGUACCACCCACCUCAGACAGCUGCCACCAUCAUUGCAGCCUGUGCAGUUCUGCACAACAUUUGCAUCGCUGCGGAGGAGCCGGAACCCGAAGCUGAAGAAGGAGACGACGUAGAGGGCGGUUCAAGCAACGGUGGACCUGAGCCACAAGAACCGCCACCUGGGUCGCCACGGGACGGAGCUGCUGUGGCUGCACCACACGAGCGUCACAUCUACGUGAGGGGCCUGGCUGUGAGGAAUGCCCUGAUCGCGCAGUUCCCUCAGGCACGACGACGGCAGGCCGGACCAACCCGACAGCGGCCUUCACAUCGUGGACAAUAA
Messenger RNA from Ixodes scapularis (black-legged tick), 864 nucleotides. RefSeq names its product putative nuclease HARBI1. The transcript has 4 exons. NCBI's taxonomy places the organism in Eukaryota, Metazoa, Arthropoda, Arachnida, Ixodida, Ixodidae. The annotation marks the transcript as partial. The record is from RefSeq and is a predicted model, not a curated record.